AAACCCUACUACUAUACUCCACUCCGGCGGCGGCAAACCGAGCACCCCCACCCACCUCCGCGUCGCGCGCCAUGGCUCUCCUCCUCAAGCCCAAGCGCCACCUCUUCCCCUCCUCCGCUCGCCACCUCCGACGUCUAUGCGACGCCGCGCCAACCCUGGCGCCGCCGCCGGAGCCGGAGCCAGAGCCGGAGCUGGAGCCGGAGCCCGCGUUGGCUCCGUCGCUGACCACCGCGGAAACCAAGCUCUUGGACGCGCUCCACGCGGCCCUCGUCGACCACCGCCGCGCCCACCCGGCCGCGCCGGUGCCCGCCACCGCGCCCUCCGAGCCGCCGCUGCCGGAGCUCUCCUCCGCGCUCUCCGGCCUGCUCGCUUCCCCUCCUUCCCCGCAGCUCCCGCUCGGCCUCCUCCGCCGCCUCCUCGCGCUCCGCCGCGGCGUCCCACUCCCCGAGGCGGUGGCGUUCUUCCACCACGUCCUCCCGUCGCUUCCGCCCGACUCGCUCCCCGCCUUGUACGCCGCCAUGAUAGACCUGCUCGCCAAGCACCACCACUUUCCCCUCGCCCGCCACCUGCUCGACGAAAUGCGCGAGCGCUCCGUCCCCAUCUCGGCGCAGCUCAUCCUCGCCCUGAUCCGGAGGUACGUCCGCGCGGAGAUGCCGUCGGAGGCUUCCGACCUCUUCCGCCGCAUGGAGGAGUAUGGCGCCGGGGCUCCCGACCCGGCCACGCUUGCUUCUCUUCUUGGGGCGCUCUCCAAGAAGCGCCUUGCCAGUGAGGCCCAGGCUAUGUUUGACAGUUACAAGUCCGUCUUUACGCCGGAUGUUGUGCUUUACACAACGCUGGUGCACGCGUGGUGCCGUUCUGGGCGGCUCAAUGAGGCCGAGCGGGUGUUCGCUGAAAUGCAGCAAGCUGGGGUCACACCAAAUGUGUAUACAUACACAGCGGUGAUUGAUGCAAUGUACCGUGCAGGGCAGGUGCCCCGUGCUCAGGAGCUCCUGUGCCAGAUGAUCGACUCUGGGUGCCCGCCGAACACAGCGACGUUCAAUGCCAUCAUGAGGGCGCAUGUCAAGGCUGGGCGAUCCGAGCAGGUUCUGCAGGUGCACAACCAGAUGCGGCAGCUCGGCUGUGAGCCCGACAUUAUCACAUACAAUUUCUUGAUGGAGACACAUUGUGGGAAGGGGCAGAGUAACCUUGAUGCUGCGAUGAAAAUGCUCACAAGGAUGAUUGCCAAGGGUUGCAUUCCUGAUUGCCACACAUUUAACCCCAUGCUGAAACUGGUGCUUGUGCUUGGCAAUGUAAAUGCUGCCCGGAAAUUGUAUGAGCGGAUGCAGGAGCUGCAGUGCAAGCCAAAUGUCGUCACAUAUAAUUUGCUUAUGAGAUUGUUCAAUUUGGAGAAGUCAAUGGACAUGGUGCUGAGGAUAAAGAAGGACAUGGAUGCACAGGGAGUGGAGCCAAAUGUGAAUACUUACGCUGCUCUAAUAGAGGCCUUCUGUGGAAGGGGAAACUGGAAACGUGCACACAUGACGCUGAGGGAAAUGGUUGAGGAGAAAGCCCUUAAACCCACAAAGCCAGUCUAUGAUAUGGUAUUGGCCCUGUUGAGGAAGGCUGGUCAGCUCAGGAGGCAUGAAGAGCUUGUGGAGAUGAUGGUGGACCGGGGUUUCAUCAGCCGCCCAGCUAAUGAUGCAUUGUGGAGGGCAAUAUCUGCUUGAUGAUCUUUAUGUUUAUUAUGUUAUUGGUGUGCAAUCUCAUAAAAAAGUUUUUCUUGCAGGGAGUUUGCAUCUGGAAUAUCUGCAAAAUGUCGGCUGAUAGAAUCAAACAGCAGGGGUCAGCCUUGUCUCAUGGGUGAUCACAGGAUGGCCUCCCUGUUUCUGCUGUUGUUUCCAUGGACUGUUGAGAUAUGAUUGAGAUAAUCUACGCGGCUCCAAAUCUCAUUUCCAAUGCUUAUCUGGCACAUCAAAUGAUCUCCUCUAUUGUAUUUGUGUAAGUACCCAGGUACAAAAGGCAAGCAAAUAUAAAACAAACUAUUAUGAUCUGUACAUGGGCCAUGAGCCCAUGAGUAAUCUAUAGGACAAAAUCAAAGGUCAGUAAGCACCGCACAAGUACUUUUUGCAGCUUAAUAUAUGUUAAUUAUGCUUCAACAACAUCACCUUUUUCUGAAACUGCAUGCUUGGCACUAUCUUACACUUUCCUUUAAUCAGGUUCUUUAUUUCUUUUCAGGUAAUGCAAGAUUCACUUUUGUGGUGUUGGCAUGCAUGCAUGGCUCACCGAAUGGCCGGUGCGUCUUGUUAGGCCGGUUCAUGCAACUGCAUUUUUUGCACUGGUACACCGCUCUGACUCGAUUCGCCUAUCAAUUCCAAGCCUAAGCUUCCUAGCUUGCAAGCAAUCACAUGGCAGUAGGGCAUCUUUUCUCGCUUGGAAUCAUCUACCGGGGAACUGUCAGGCAUGAGGCACAACCGGACACAGGGAUAUGCCUCUCCAAGAAAUGAAAUAGGAGCAAAUUGGUCAGAAUCUUGUUUGAGCCUGUGGGCUAAGGUCUACAUGUGAACCUUUUUCCUUCGCCGUGUGAGGGACUCCAGCUUCUUCCCAGAUCCCACUGCCUGGUUGGUUUGUGUUAGUAGUAUGUUACUCUCUGCAAUUAGAUUAAUUAACCUGUGACUGUGAGCCUGUUGGAGCAAGCAAUCAUCUUUUAUGUUUGCCACCACCUCAUCUCCUCUUUUUCUUUUGUUUAUUUAAUUUAAUCUGAUGCAUGGAUGUAGCAUUGUACUAUUGUACCUGCCUACCUGGUUUGUCCCAAUGAUGGCAUUUGCGCUUGCCAAUCUACUGUUUGCUUCUGCAAA
This is a messenger RNA of Oryza sativa Japonica Group (Japanese rice), 2831 nucleotides long. RefSeq names its product pentatricopeptide repeat-containing protein At1g20300, mitochondrial. Gene Ontology annotation, molecular function: protein binding. The record is from RefSeq and is a predicted model, not a curated record. NCBI's taxonomy places the organism in Eukaryota, Viridiplantae, Streptophyta, Magnoliopsida, Poales, Poaceae.